Lactuca sativa (garden lettuce) is the source of this 1911-nucleotide messenger RNA. RefSeq lists its product as uncharacterized. The record is from RefSeq and is a predicted model, not a curated record. Gene Ontology annotation, molecular function: protein dimerization activity. Lineage: Eukaryota; Viridiplantae; Streptophyta; Magnoliopsida; Asterales; Asteraceae.
AUGGCCCGAUUUGUCACCCCUAAAAUUAUGCCUCCUAAGUAUUUAUCUGGUAGUCAAAAACGUAAAAAGAGAAAAAGAAUUGAAGACCCAACAAAGGCUAAUAGUGGAGAUCAAAUUAAUGAUGUUAAUGUUGAUAAUGUUAAUGUCAAUGGAGAUCGUGUUGAUGUUGAUGAUGGUGAUGACAUUGAAGACGAUGUUGUUGCUGCUGCUGCUACUAAGCAGGUGAAAAGUUUGGUAGAGAAAGGUCCUAAAAGAGAUAAUACUAUUGAUAAGGGUCCACCUGAUAGAUUUUCUAGACGGUUUUCUGCAACUAUAAAAGGGAUCCUGAAAGGUCAAUUGGAUAGUGAAGGUUAUGUAGAUUGGCAACAUCUUAGUACAAGACUUAAAGAGCAUGAAGUUGGUAUAGAUCAUCUCACAAAUUUAGCUACUUGGUUUGAAAUGCGAGAAAUAUUGAAAGUUAAUGAAACAAUUGAUAAAAGUGCAUUUCGUGGAACAAAUGAAAAAUUAUAUCAAAAAAGUAACGGAAACUUUCUUGGAGCGAUUGAGAUGUUUGAAGAGUUUGACCUGGUUAUGAAAGAGCAUGUGCGUCGUAUCAAAAAUGAUGAGAUCCAUGUACAUUAUCUUGGCCACAAGAUCCAAAAUGAGGUGAUACUUUUACUAGCUGAUGAAAUUAAACGAGAAAUCAUUAAAAAAGUAAAGGAAGCAAAAUAUUACUCUAUCAUUCUUGAUUGUACCCCUGAUACAAGUCACCAAGAACAAAUGUCUUUGAUAGUGAGGUAUGUAAAUUUCUCCUCUAAUGAUGUUACUGUUGAAGAAUCAUUUUUAGGUUUUUUGAAUGUUAAUGAUACCACUGGUAAAGGGCUCUUUGAUAUUACACACGAUGAAUUAAAAUCUCUUGGUCUUGAUAUUGAUGAUAUGUGGGGGCAAGGCUAUGACAAUAGAUCAAACACGAGAGGAAAACAUCAAGGAGUUCAAAAGAGAUUUUUGGACAUAAAUUCUAGGGCAUUUUAUACUCCAUGUGAUUGUCAUAGUCUUAAUCUUGCACUUUUGACUCCAAAGCCAUUGUCUGCCACUCAGUGGGAAAGUCGUGUUGAUAGUGUGAAGGCAAUUAGACAACAACUUCCGGAUUUAAGAGAAGAUUUACUUGAAGUUGCGGAAAAAAACAACGAUGCUAAAAUCCAAAGUGAAGCUAAAUCAAAAGAUAUUGUACAUGAUAUGCUUCUCGAUGUUGCUAUUAACGAAGUGAAUAUGCUAAUUGAGUACUUUAAGGAGUUUAGAGAAACAAGGUUCUACAAGGCGAUUGAUGAUGCGAAGGAACUUUCCAUUGAAAUGAAUAUUGAUCUGGUAUUCUCUCAAAAGCGGCCGGUUAGUAGAAAAAAACAAUUUGAUGAGAAUUCAACGAGUGCUUCUCUUAAAACAAGAUUUCAACAAUACAAAGAGUAUGAAAAUGUUUUUGGUUUCUUGUUUCCAAAAAAAUUGAAGGAAUUUGAUGUCAAAAAUCUCAAGUCAUGUUGUAACCGUCUCGAAGCCGCACUUAAGUUUGGUGAACAAUCAGAUAUCGAUUCUCAUGAACUUUAUAUGGAGUUAAAGCUGCUUGAUAUGUUCUUACCGAGUGAAAUUAUGAGCCCUAUUGAUGUUUUAAAGUAUAUGAAAAAAGUCGAAUGUUUUCCUAAUGUAAUUAUUGCAUACAAAACCUUGUUGACUAUUCCCGUAACGGUCGCGUCUGCAGAAAGAAGUUUUUCAAAGCUAAAGUUGUUGAAGUCCUACCUACGGUCCACAAUGUCACAAGAAAGACUUAAUGAACUGGCGAUAAUAGCUAUUGAGAACGUUAUAUUACAGACUAUUGAUUAUGAAGAGUUGGUGAACAAUUUUGCUUCCAAGAAUGCUAGGAGAGUCUCGCGAUUCAUGUAG